AUGGCCGAGACAUCCCGCCCCUCAGACGUUGGCAUUGUGGCCAUGGACUUCUACGUCCCCGCCACGUGUGUCGACCAGGCCGAGCUCGAGAAGCACGACGGCGCUUCGACCGGCAAGUACACCAUUGGCCUCGGCCAAACCGCCAUGGCGUUCACUGGUGACCUCGAGGACAUCCAUUCGAUCUGUCUGACGGUUGUCUCCUCGCUCGUUGCCAAGUACGGCAUCUCGUACUCUGACAUCGGUCGGCUCGAGGUCGGCACCGAGACCAUCAUUGACAAGUCCAAGUCAGUCAAGUCGGUCCUCAUGCAGCUCUUUGCCGAGUCCGGCAACGAUGACGUCGAGGGCAUCGACACCACCAACGCGUGCUACGGCGGAACCAACGCGCUCUUCAACUCGAUCAACUGGAUCGAGUCGUCGGCGUGGGACGGCCGCUACGCCCUGGUUGUCGCCGGUGACAUUGCGGUGUACGCCGAGGGCAACGCGCGCCCGACCGGUGGCUGUGGCGCCCUCCGCGCCUCGCACUUUGAGCACACGUACGACUUUUACAAGCCCGACCUCUCAUCCGAGUACCCGACCGUCGACGGCCCGCAGACCAUCAAGUGCUACCUCCGCGCCCUCGACCGCUGCUACGACAACUACAAGGCCAAGUUUGAGAAGGUGACCGGCGAGCCGUUCAACAUCAACGCCAUUGACUACGCCGCCUUCCACUGCCCGUUCAACAAGCUUGUCAUCAAGUCGUUUGGGCGCUUCCUCUACAACGACGUGCGCACCAACCCAGAGGCCUUUGCCGACGCCCCCGAGCUCGUCACCGCCGCCGCCGUCGCCGAGGCUGACUCGUACGAGAAGGGCAUCCUCGCCGCCUUCCUCAAGCCCAACGCCGAGCGCUUUGAGCGCGUCGUCGGCCCCUCGGUCGCCAUGUCCAAGCUCUGUGGCAACAUGUACACCGCCUCGGUCUACGGCGGCCUCCUCUCGCUCAUCGCCAACCUCGACGACGACGCCCUCGCCGGCAAGCGCAUCUUCAUGUUCUCCUACGGCUCCGGCAUGGCCUCCUCGCUCUUCUCGCUCACCGUCAAGGGCUCGCUUGCCUCCAUCCGCGAGAAGACCGACGUCGUUGCCCGCCUUGCCGCCCGCACCGUCCGCACCCCCGAGGAGUUUGUCGCCAAGCUCGCUCUCCGCGAGGCUGCCCACGGCUCCGCCCCCUACACCCCACUGACUCGCACGAUGACCUCCUCCCGGACCGAGGGCUCCUCCAGUGCUGGCUCCUAUGAGAGCUACGACAGCCACGAUGAUGAGGUCUUCAGCCUCAUGGUCAAGCACAAGUCCACCCAGCUCGUCACUGACAUCAUGAGCCGCAAGCGUGCGCUUUAUGAUGCCGCCAAAGAGUACCACAUCGACCUCAAUGCGUGGAAGCACCAGUUCAACAAGGUCUUUGCUCGGCAGGUCGAGGCGCGGAUCCUGGACAACAUGGUCGACGACGUCUCAGUCAACGUCAUGUACACGCUGCUCGACAAGUUCGGCGACGUCGCGUCGCGGCAGGAGGCCUUUGUCAUGUACCUCACGACGCUGAUGGACGCGUUUAACUCGCGGUCUAAGAAGGUCAAGGGCGUUCCCAAGGACGAGGCCGAGAUCAUUGUUCUCCACGAACUCCGCAACCCGGUGCUUUACUCGUGCGUCCGCGACUGGUACAACACAUACAACGUCGUCAACGCCGCCGUUCUCAGCAAGCGCGGAAUCAAGUCCAAGACCGCGCGCCGAAAGCGCGAGCACGCCGUCUCGUCAUUCUUCCGCUCGCGGAAGCGCGGCAAGGCCGACCCGGCCGAGGCCGUCGACCUCUCGUCGGCUUCAGUCGACGGUGGCUCAGACCUCGACAUCUCCGGCUCCGAGUGGAUGGACGUCUCCGAGACCUUUGUUGAAGAGACCGACGAUGGCGCCGGCUCGAGCACGGUCGGCAAGGGCAAGAGCAAGGGCAAGAAAAAGUCCAAAAAGUCCAAAAAGUCCAAGAAGAACAAGACGUCCAAGGACAAGGGCAAGGGCAAGGACGAUGCCUCGGAUGACACCGACUUUGCCUACCAGCCGCCCGAGCUUGAUGCCGAGUACGAGUUCGAGAACGACCUUGACAUGGAGUGGAACGACGAGUUCCAGUACCAGAUCUUUCGCCUCCGCGAACCCACCAUGGCCACCUAUGACGCCGAGACAGGUCGCGCGGUCGAGGAGGGCGCCAAGAAGGCUGCUGACGAAGGGGAGGACGGCAAGGAUGACGACAAGGACGACGACAACUCGUCAUCGACUUCGAGCUCGGACCGCGCCCGCAUGCAAAAGCGUGUGGAUCCGGCCACCGCCGUCGAAGUUGUCCUUUCCAUCACCGACAAGUUCUCAUCGAUGUUCAACAACCCCAAGAUCAAGAAGCUGCCGCGUAGCGAGCGCGAGGCCGCCAAGACCGCCGCCCAAAAGUCGAUGUGGAACACGCUCAUGCGCCUUCGCACCCGCCUCCUCAAGGAGACUCUGCACCGCGUCUACUCGACCCUGCAGUCGACGUACUGCAGCCAGGCGCUCAAGGUCCUCGAUGACUCGGUCUACCAGCGCCGCAUCAUCCCUUCCAACGAGCACAAGGACGACGUCGCCAUCCGCAUGCUCGCCCUCCGCGUCUCCACCAAGGCCGCCGCCUACCUCCGUGCUCUCACCACCGAGGCAUUCAAGGGCUACUACGCCUACCGUUCUGAGCUCUUUGACGAAAUCAUCACAAACACCGGCGAGAAGGAGGCCCGUUUCGCCGCCUUCUUCAAGAUCUUUACCAAGUACAGCAUUGGCGCCGCCAAGGACCUUGCGCCGCUCAGCUCCACAUCUGUCGCCCGUGCCUGGGAGGAGGCGUACAAGCUUGGUCGCAAGUACCCGAUCUACCAGCCGGCUCCUGAGUCGCUGCCCUCUUCCAACUCGUACGACUCCGACAACGAGUCGACCGCAGACUACUCGGCCUACGAGUCAACUCGCUACGACGUCUCCACCUCGGCCCUCGACGACGACGACGCCGGCGACAACGACGACGACGCCGGCAGCGGGCCCGCAGCCUUUGACUUUGGCGCCGAGGAGACAGAUGCCGGUGACGAAGACAUGUUCCUCUUUGCUGCUGUCUCCACCGACGCCGAAACGGAUGCAUGUGGCACCACCGGCUACGACACCGAUGGCACCGACGGCACCGACGGCACCGACGGCACCGAUGCCGACUUUGGCGCCACCACCACUGACUACGACACUGACGCCGACUUUGGCGCCACUACCACCGACUAUGAUGAUGAGCAGCAGGAAAACCUGACGUCAACUCUGGCCUCGUCGUCCUCGGCCAGCUCCUCGUCAUGCUCGUCUUCCAUCGCCUCGCGCUCGUCUUCGUCGAGCGCCGAGUACCGCGUUCUCUUCACCCGAGCCAGGCUCAUCUCAGAGCAGCAGGAGGCCCGCUCAACCGAAGACUCGACUGCCACCGACGAUGAUACCACCGCCACCGACGGCGACGGCUACGAUGAUGACGACGACGACGACGACUAUGACGACGACUAUGACGGCUACGACGACAGCGACGACGACGCCACGUCGACCUACAUCUCGUCUAUCAUCUCCGACCUCGAGACCUCAAGCUCGUCUGCCAUCGAGGGCCGCGUCGGCAUCGCCAUCGAUGCCAUCGACACCGCAUCCUCGUUCUCGUCAUCUGGCUCGGUCGACGAUCUCGAGAAGGCUAGCAAGAAGGUCCGCAAGAUGGAUGAGGUUCUGGUCAAGAACCCCAAGAAGGUUGCCGCGUGCUACAAGGCUGCGCUCAAGUACCGCGAGGCGCGGUUCGAGAUGGCCCAGCUCCAUUCGCUCUUCCAUGAUGCUGUCAUCCGCGUCGGCGAGGCAAAGGAGCGCAAGCAGUACGAGCGGAGCGUGAAAAAGGUCUGGUUCCCAGCCCGCAAGGCGCUCCUCGAGUUCAAGGUCACCAAGCUCUACAUCCUCACCGCUCAGCAACGCCACGAGCAGCAGACCGUUGACGCCAUCGAGCGCAAGCUCCGCGAACUCCGCUCCGCCGCCGACUCGCAAAAGGCCCAGACCGAGCGCAACGACCUCCUCGAAGCUCAGAAGAAGGCCCGGUUUGCCCUCACCACCGCCUCGGACAAGUUUGCCAAGGUGGCCAAGGACAUUGCCCAUGAAACCGUCUACGGCUUUAUGUACGGUCUCCUUGGUCGUGUCCUGCCCAUCAUCGCCUUCUCGCCGACGUUUGCCAUCGAUCUCUACGAGCAGUGCUACAUGGAUGCCCGCGAAGACGAGUACCGCCUCCGCCGCAAGGUCCGCAAGCUCGGCCGCAAGUGGGUCACUUUUGUGCAGGACAUCUGCCCCUCGCUCGAGGCCUACAACUCCGAGCUGCAUCACACCCGCGAGCGCCUCCGCGACUACCAUCGUGCCCUCGAGCGGACCCGCCUCCACUCGCUGGAAGCGCUCUUCCUCCAGGAGCAGGCGUUUUCCUCGCAAAAGACGUUCUGGGAGCAGGUCAUGUCUGAGAUCCGCGCCGCCAAGAGCGACAUGACCAGCCGCGUUGGCCCGUGGUUCAACACGCCCAACCCUGAGGCUGCCACCCUCAUCGAGACCAAGCUCACCCAGCUCGCCUCGCUCUACCAGCAGCGAUCCGUCCGUGCAACCGCUAACUUUAAUCAGUUCUCAGCCAAACUCGACACCGCCGUCGCCGAGGAGCGCGAUGUCAACGCUCAGGUCGAGGCCGAGGUCGAGACUGUCCUUGCUUCAGUCAUUUUCCACGUCCCCGAGAAGGAGGAGUCGAUGUGCGACAAGGUCUGGUCGUGGCUCAUUGCCGUCCUCUGCUGGUCGGGCACCUGUGGCGGCCUCUUUGCCACCUUUGGCCGCGAGCUCCAGUCGUCGGCCGCGGUCAAGUACCACACCUCCCGCGCCCUCAAGUGGAACAUUCACCGCAUCCUCCUCUACCUUGGCUUUGUUGUCGGUGCCAUCUUUGGCCUUGUCUACUUUAUGGCACUCUCGUCAUCGUCAACGCGCAUCGAGCUUGCUGCCCCAGCCGCGGGCUCGGUCCUCUCGGUCUCGGUCCAGGCCUGCUUCCUUCGCCUUGGCGUUGGGCCACCAGGCUCGCCGUUUGUGUUCUUCCAGGAAAGCAACCGGUUUGGCGAGUUGGCGGCGACAAACAGCUCGUCCGUCGCCAUCACGCUCCCGUCGUCCGAGUUUGACAACCCAAACAUCCCUGUUGACUUUGUGCCGCUCACCGGCAUCCGCCCGUGCCUUGUCGACCUCACCGUCCCGUCCGGCUUUGCCGGCAAGCUGGCCAUCAAGGCCAUUGGCGAGCAAGAGUCGGAGAUCGAGGGCUCGCUCGUGCUCGACGCUGCCACCGGCAUGCUCGACAUUGCUGGCAAAAUUGUUUACGCUGAGCUCUACGAGCUCCAGGGCGCGGACAUGCACGCCCAGGUCGAGGCCGGCUCAGUCCAGGUUCACUCGCUGCGGACGGCGACGUUUGACGUCAACACCACUUCGGCCGACGUCACCCUCACUUCGCCCAACGCGCUCAGCGUGGCGGUUGCCUCGCCCAACUCGUACUACUGUGCCGUGGCAGCCGGCCCGGGCUCGUCGUCAGGCGGCGUCGGCUCGCCGGCCGGCUCACCGUCGGGCUCGGUGUCUCUCGCGCCCGAUGCCUCGGGCUCGGCUGCUGUCACCAACGGGUCUGUGGCGUCGGCAUCGGGAGUCAUUGCGCUCCAGUCCGUGCCAGCGCGGACCAAGGUGGCCAGCUACGGCUUUACGCUUGCGGCGAACACAACGUCGCUGCAGGUUCAGGCCAACCUGCCCAACCUCUCGCCAGCCGACCAGGCGCGCGUGGCGGAGCUCAUCGAUCCUGUGCUCAAGGAGGGCGAGGUCCAUGUCGCCGAGUUUAUCAAGUUCAAGGUCCGUGGCGCCGGUGCGCUCUCGUCAGGCUUUUGGUACUACACUACCAACGAUCUGUUUGCGCUCCUCACGCCGGACCUCGCGCAGUUCUUUGGCCUCACCAUGAUCUCGCCGCCGGUCUCGCGCGCCUCGUUUGCGCAGCAUCCAGGACUCUGUCCGUUUGACGCCUCGCCGGUGGCCGCCGAGUACGCCAACGACGCCCGGAUGGCGCAGACGGCGGACAUGCUCUCGCUCUACUUUAACGACAUUGACGGCAUUCUCACGUGGCGGCUCUCGGCCGAGGACUGUCUCAACGAGUUUGUCGAGUCAGACGUGCCAGGCAGCGAGCGGGCGCGGUGCAUUUCGAUGUGGAACCGUGGCAAGACGACUGUCAUCAUUGUCUUUGCGCUUGUGCUCUCGAUUCUCCUCGCCAUCGCUCUCAUGUCGUUCGGCGUCUACUUUUACGCUGUCCAGGAACGCCGCCUCCAGCAGAACAUGCUCGACGACCACAAGUUUGCGGUCCUUGCCGACGGCGAGUCGGUUUGGUCCGAGUUUGAGGAGCGGCGCGUGGCCCAGUUUAUCAAGCGCAAGCUCUCGUUCUUUUUCUAUCUGGAGAUGCUCCUCCCGAACGCCACGCCCGAGGAUGCGCGCGCCGACCAUGUCAUUGUCGCCGAGACCACCCACAACUUGUUCUAUGAGGUCUGCACUGUUCUUGUCCAUGUGGUGGCGGUCAACCUCCCGAUCAUUCCCUCGAUGUUUGCCACGGUCUGGUUCUGGCUCGCUGCAACCUCGCUCGACUUUUUCGCCUCGUGGCACCGCACUACCAUCAUUCUCAUCUGGGUUCUUGACGGCAUCUAUCUUGCCCUCGCCACGCUCUUCCUCUGCAAGUACUACCUUUCCAUCAAGCGGGUGGUGCUCGGCGAGCACCGGCGGAUCAACACGGCCGAGUGGUCGCGCCUUCGCCGCUCUUUCCACGCCGUCGUCCGCUCUGCACUCAAGAUUGCCAAGGUCGCCUACCGCUGGGUCGGCUACGUCUGCGUCUUUGUCUCGCUCAUUUACGUCUCGGGCGUCUUCCUCUGGGUCACGCUUGGGGUGUUCAUCAACCCGGCCGGCGCCAUUCCGGUCUUUGUGGCUAUCAUGGCGGUGGUGACGCAUGUCGUGACGCUCCGCCAGCGACUGACCUCGUUCUUUGAGCGUCUCCGCGACAUGCUCGAGGCCAAGGUCCAGGAGCUCAUCGAGGACAUGCUCCCCGCCGAGCUCCUUGGCUCGUUUGACCGCAUUGCCACCACCGGACAGAUUUCGUCAAUUGCGGCGACCAAGCUUGCCGAGGCCGGUGUCAACCCGGACCAGCUGCAGGGCUACCUCCGUGUCGGCUUUGUCCCGCGCUCGUUCCAGGCCAAGCUCUACGAGCGCGCUGGCGUGGUGACGACUGGCCUGGUUGGCACCUCGGCCGGCUCGGGCUUCCUCGUCAAGGAGACACGAAAAGACACUGUCUCGCCAGCGUUUUCCGCCGAGAUCAAGGCUGUCGGUCUCUCAGUCCCCCAGCUGCAGACCGUCUUCCGCUCGGGCCUCGCCUCGAGUGACGUCCUCCGCAAGCUUGAGAUUGUUGGCUUCAACACGGCGCUCCUCGAUGGGCGCGUCUUUGACGAGAUUGCGCUCGGCACAUUUGGCUCGGGCGCCGGAGUCUCGGACCUGGAAGUCGCACUCGUCGAGCUUGUCGGCGUCGACAUCCCGCUGCACCUCACGCCGGAUGAGUUCCUCAUUGAGCUCCAGACUGGCGUGCAGACCGGGUACGUCUCAAGCCAUAUCCGCAAGGCGCUGGCCUUUGCCGGCAUCAACACCACCUCUCUUUCGAGGAUGAUCUUUGACCGGCUCGCCAACUCGUCGUUCAUUUCGGCGGCCGACAACGCUGAGCUCCGCAAGCACAGCAUCGACCCGUACGAGCUCUUCCACGCCCUGCACUCGCUCGAGGACGCGUCCGACUGGCCGAUUUCGGUGAUCAAGAAGGAGCUUCCGCCGGCGCUUCAGACCAAGCUUGCACGGGUCUCGGGCGCGGACCAGAUUCUCACCAAGAUGGUGUCGGACGUCGAGUCGGACCCGCCGGCCGAGCUGGUCCACGAUUUGGAGAAGCGCGGCCUAGAGCUGUUCGACGUCAAACGCCAGCUGGGCCGCGGCUACGUGAGCCAGAGCGUGCGCGAGAAGCUUGCAGACCUUGGCUACGACGUUGACUUUUUGGCAUCGGACGUGCUCUCUGCGCUUCAGUCUGGAUGGGUCCCGCCGACCAAGCUGCGGACCCUGCUCCAGCAGACGACGAGUGUGUCGCUUGCGGCCAUUCGCGGCGCGCUGCAGACCUCGUUCAUGCCGGCCGAGGUGUACACGGCGCUUCGCGAGUGCGGGCUCGAGCCUGCAUCGCAACUUGAAUCUGUCCUCGAGCAGCUGAUUCAGGGCUUUGUUCCGUCGUCGCUCGUCAACCGCGUGUACGCACUCGCCGAGCGGGAGCAGCGCAACGACGCCAUUCUCCAGGGCGAUGGUGAGAUUCCGCCGUUUUCGCGGAACCAGCACAAGGCCUCUGUGGAUUACAGGAUUGAGACUGUGGUGAGCGGCCUGCGCUCGGGCGAGCUCGAGUCCAGUGCCGUCUCCUAUCUCCGUGAGUGGGGCGUCGACACCUCGCCGAUUCUGGUCAACGACGAGACGAGUGCGCCGCUGCUUCACCAGCUUCGGGUAGGCUUUGUCUCGAGCGAGUACCGCGGCAAGGUGCGUGACGCGUUUGGCCUUCAGCCCACGGAUCUGUACGUCAACUCGCUCAUUGGCCAUCUCAUGCGUGAGGUCAUGCGGCAGGGCAUCAUUCCGCCGCGGGUCAAGACUGCGUUCCGGAUGGUGAUGCAGACGAGCAGCUCUGUGUCGGUCUUUGACAACAUCGAGCUCUGUGACGAGAACAUUGUCAACGCGCUGUUUGAGCCGCAGUUUAGCCAUGUCGUCCAGCAGCUCUCCCGGUUCGGCGUCAACGUGACGGCGCUGGAGGACCAGCUGAGCAACAAGGAUGUGCAGGGGACGACGCGCGGGCGGCGUGACCCGUACCUCGAUGAGGACAUGCGGCGCGGGCUCGAAUCCGCCGGCAUCAAUGUCGACCGCCUCGACCAGGAGCUGAUGUACUUGCUGCGGACGACGACGCGCGAGACGCUCGACCUGCACUACCCGCGGGUGGCAGAGGCGCUGGCGCGCGCGGGGCUUGGCCUCGCGGCGCUGCAGUCUGAGCUUAUUCACGGCGAGGUGAGCAGCAAGACGAUGGCCGGCGUGACGGCAAUGGGCGUCAACCCAGCGGUUGUCGAGCCGUCAGGCGCGUUGUUCUUCCAGCUCAAGGCUGGGUUCAUCGCGACGUCGGCGUCGACAAUGUUCAAGGCGGCGCAGGUCGACCCGUGGGCGCUCCGCGACGAGCUGCUGGAGAACCAUGGCCUGCUGCGGUUCGAGACGCUCGAGCAGCUGGCAAGCGGUAUGGACUGCUCGCUCUUCCAGACCGUGUGGAACUUUACCACCAACACCUCUACAGGCGGGCAGUCGAUCAAGGUCUUUGUGCCCGAGAGCGUGCAAAAGUUCCUUCCCCGAAACAUCGGUGCGACGGUGGAGACGCUUGAGUCGAUGUACGAGAAGGAGGGCAGCAAGAACGAGGAGGGCACGCAAAGCAGCUUCAACCUCGCCAGCCUCGCGGUGCGGACUGUGGCAACCAACGACUCGCCGGCACGUGCCGAACUUGCCGCACUCCGCGGGCAGCUCGGCGACGCGGUCGACGAGGACAUCAACGAGCUGACGGUGCGGAUCGGCGAGAUGCGCGAAAAGGUGCGCGCCCGCAUGGGCAAGGACAAGGAGUACUCGAAGCGGGUGCGCAAGGAGAUGCGCUCGCGGCAGGCCGAGCUGGCUAAGCGCGCCAAGGCCAUGCGCGACCAGGCGCGUGGCGACGCCGAGCGCGCCAUUCAACGCAAGCGCGAGUCGAUCGAGAAGAACGCGCAGGCCAAGUUCCAGCAGCGCAAGGCCGAGGCGCUGGCGGCCGUCAACCAAGCACGGGCACGGACGGCCGAGGUCGCCGCCCGCGUCUCCGAGGCUGUCCGGCGAGUCAUGGCCCUCUUUGGCCUCUCCAUGCGCGCCAUUGUCGCCAUGAUCAUUGUCUCGACCGCGCUCCUCAUCGCCACCGUCGUCUUCCUCCUCCUCGGCAUGUCGGCCCUCGCCGGCACCUCGUUUGUCUCGGCCGCCGUCUCGUCCGGCCUCACCAUCGCCGCCGCUCUCGGCAUCAACCAAAAGCAGGCGUCGUCGGCCAUGGCCGUCGACCCCAACGAGGCCAUCGCCAAGUUUAUGCGCUACAUCCAGUCCGAGGUUCUGGAUCUGCUGGCAUAACGCUUUAAUCCAUGCGUCUCCGUGUCGGCCGCUAUCACGCGCGGGCGCGCCUCCCACCUCAGGCCGCAGGCCAAGCAGGCGUCGCGCAGCGUCGGCCGGUGACCUGGAAGUCAAGCAUCAUCGAGAUGUUCACUUUGAGACGCGCAACAACGCGUCCGAACGACCGCACCGAUUAGGGUUCAUAAGUGCUGCGGGGGAUAUCCCCCUGCGCAGUGGCUGCCUUUGCUGUCGUUGUUGCGCCAAUUGAACUCGCACCGUUUUUCCCA
Molecule: messenger RNA, 10547 nt
Organism: Thecamonas trahens ATCC 50062
Lineage: Eukaryota; Apusomonadida; Apusomonadidae
Product: hydroxymethylglutaryl-CoA synthase
Exons: 5
Coding region: 1-10281 (3426 amino acids)
Biological process (GO): acetyl-CoA metabolic process; ergosterol biosynthetic process
Molecular function (GO): hydroxymethylglutaryl-CoA synthase activity
Source: RefSeq, a predicted model, not a curated record